UCCGGACAGAAUCGCCCGCCGGGCUCCGGAAAUGAGCCGCUUAUCUCCUUCGUUUCGUUUAGUUUCGGUUUCCAGCUUCCUCCUCCGCCAUCUCUCUCUCUCUCUCUCUCUCUCUCUGUGUCUCUCUCUCUCUCUCUCCGUCUCGCUGUGUGCGUUGCGCACUCGGCGGCUGAACUUUGAUCGGAUCGGCUGCAUGUGGUUGUUGUUAUUGUGGUUGUUGUUGUUGUUGUUGUCGUUUUAAUGAGUGCGGCGGACGGAGCCGCAGGAACCGAGACUUCGGAGGAGCGAUCGACCCCACCAGAAGCGAAAGGCAGCGACAGUCAACGCCAGCUGGACAUGUAGACAGGGAGAGCCUUGUUUACACGGCUGGAGGUCGAAGGUGUGCAGUGUGAAGGUGUGGUGGAGAGUAUGUCUGACAUCUGACGGCGACUUUGAGAACCGGGGAUGGAGGGCGAGCGAAGCGGCGCGGGCGGAGGGGAGCCGCCGGUGGAGGACGAGUUUGCGUGCGCCGACGUGCUGCGGGGGCCCCUGGCCUCCCUCCACGGCACCGUGGAGCGGCUAUUCGGCGUGACCUUCGGCCUCGGGGCGGACGGCGGCGGCUCCCACGGCGACGGCGGGCAGAUAUGGCUGAAGCUGCGAGGGCCGAGCGGCGACGUGAGAGCCGCCAAAUUGUUUGUGAAAGGCCUCGUGAACCAGGAGCAGCAGAAGGAGGUUUCUUACCCCGAGGUCCUUCACUGCAUCUUCUGUGGGGCCCGAGGGCUGUUCGUGGACGGCCUGACAAAAAACACCUCGGCACAUAUAGUGGUGGACUCCGCGGGCUUCCUGCUCAUAUCCGGUCUGGAGGAGCCGGUGGUGCGAGCCUACUCCCUGAUAACGGACCUGGUGGAGCGGUACGAGGGCGCGCAGUCCGGGCACGCGGGCCCCGGCGAGUCCCUGGAUUCGCGCCGGGCCUUCAAAGACCUGGUGGAGAAAUGGGAGGACAAGCACUUCCUGGAUCUUCUGGCGCUGCCGGGGUCGGUGAAGGAAGUCCUGCUGGGUUUGGUGAGAGAAUCCGGGCUCGGAUUGAGCCCCGCCCGGCCUCUGACGGACAGAAAUGCGCUACGCCGCGAGGACUCGGAGGACGUGCGAACGGGCAAACCUUUCGCCGGUAGGUGCGCGCUUCCCGAGCCUUCGAGGACUUCUGAAGGUUUGCCCGCAGGUUUGGGGAAAGACUCUGCAACCGGGGACCCCUCAUUCCGGUGCGAGUUCGCCGACAACCGAGGGGGGGCAGAGGGCGCCGAGGGAGGAGCCGCGCGCUCUCCUCCGGACGUGCGAGCAGCGCCGCCGCAGUUAAACACCAAGACGAAGGAGGAGGAGGAACGAGAUCUGCAGAUGUCAUCGGGAAACAAGGAGUUUUGGCUCCUUUUGAAGUUCUUCACCGCCAUGGGGUACACGGAGGACGUGGUGAAACGGGUCCUCGCCCGCACGGGCCCCAAAGAGGCCUCGCAGAUACUGGACGUGGUUCAGCAGGAGCAGGACCGCAGCGACCGCCAGCAGGCGGAGGAAAGCCGGGACGAGAGGAACCGACCCUGCGAGACGGAGCACAGGGAGGAGGAAGCGAUGGAGGUGGCGGGGGACGAGUCGCUGGAGGGAGCGCCGGGAGACGGCGGACACUCCGGGGCGAAGCGCGGUGUCGCCGGGGAAAGGGGGGACUCACCCGAGGAGGACUUCGUCCUGGGAGUGGUGAAGAAAGCGGCGGCCAGCUGCGGGUACAUGGAGCAGAAAGUGGCCAAAGUGUACAACAUGUUGCCCGACGGAUCCACUCGCCAGCUGCUCCUGGAGCUGCAGAGAGAGGUGAGCAAAGAGAAGGAGGCCCUCCGGGAGGGGCCGAGGGAGAUGGACGACGUGUCGCCGGACAAAGUUAGAUCUUCUGGAGGGAGGGCGAGAGAAGCCGAGCUUUUGAUACCGGCAGAAGAGAGCAAAUUGAAUGAUAAGAGGCGUGCGGACCCACAGACCCCACAGACCCCACACCGAGUCGCCCCGGCUGAGGUCAAAGGGCCGCCCAUGCCCACUUACCCCUCGCGCCGCCACCCCGCACUCGACUUCAUCCAAACCACCAAACGACAUGGCCAGGCCACCCCCCGGCUUGACGCAUCCCCCCCGAAACACAUGGAUCCGACCUACGACCAGGACCCACACCCCAAACACAAGGCGGCCCAAGUGCCGCAACCCCACCUCUCCCCCAGGAACGACCCGCCGCCCUCCGGAGCGAGAGACAGGCGGGGCUUCACGGCCGCCUCUUCGGUGGUGGUGACGGGGGAGCAGCGCUUUCUGGAAGGCCUGCUGACGCCCUUCGACCUCCAGCUCACGGACCAGACGGGAGACCCGAACGUGAGGGCGAUCAUCAUCGACGGGAGCAACGUGGCCAUGAGUCACGGGUUGGGUCACUUCUUCUCCUGUCGAGGCAUCGCUCUGGCCGUGCAGCACUUUUGGGACCGGGGUCAUCGACACAUCAGCGCCCUCGUGCCUCAGUGGCGGCAGAAGAGCAACCCCAAGAUCAAAGAGCAGCACUAUCUGACGGAGCUGCAGAAGCUGGGCCUGCUCGCCUACACCCCCUCCAGAGAGGUGCAGGGCAAGAUGAUCAGCUCGUACGACGACAGAUUCAUGCUGCAGCACGCGCAGAAGACCGACGGCGUGAUCGUAACUAACGACAACCUGAGAGACCUUUCAGACGAGUCCCCCGUGUGGAGGGACAUCAUCAAAAAGAGACUUCUCCAGUACACGUUUGUCGGGGAUCACUUCAUGGUGCCGGACGACCCUCUGGGCCGAGGGGGGCCUCACCUGGACGACUUCCUGCGCUCAGAUCACAGGACUCCGGAACCAGGGAACCACUCUUUUGCCGGCGCCUCCACGGCGUUCCCCUCCUCCGAGCCCGUGCGUUGUUCCCAGACGGAGCUCCUGAACCUCCGCGACCGCGUGCCGGGCGGCGGCGGCAACCGGGGGAGCCGGAGGGGCCGCGGGAAAGGGCGGGACGCGGGACUCCUGCAGGGGCGGCUGGCGGAGAGGGGCCCGGAGGAGACGGCGGCCCUCAGGGAGCAGCUGUGCCAGGUGUUCCCGGGUCAGGACAACAUGGUGGCACUGGUGCUGCAGAGCCACCCGGCCGAGACGGACAUCAACGUGCUGUCCGAUCUGCUCUUGGAGCAGUAAUGGCGCGUUUCCACCGAGCGGCACGGUACGGGUCGGGUCUGUUAACCAUGAUUUGGCAAAGCGUUUCCACCGCCAACAGUACCCUUACUUGAUAGGCGAUAAAACUGAAAGCUAAC
This is a messenger RNA of Gasterosteus aculeatus aculeatus (three-spined stickleback), 3302 nucleotides long. It is a transcript of the gene khnyn, whose product is annotated as KH and NYN domain containing. Gene Ontology annotation, molecular function: RNA endonuclease activity; mRNA binding. The record is from RefSeq and is a predicted model, not a curated record. Gene Ontology annotation, cellular component: nucleus; cytoplasmic ribonucleoprotein granule. NCBI's taxonomy places the organism in Eukaryota, Metazoa, Chordata, Actinopteri, Perciformes, Gasterosteidae.